AUGAACAUCACACUGCUAUUUGAUUAUUUUCAUUAUCCUAUAAGUAAAACAAAACCAUAUACUCAAUAUCGAAAGUAUGUCACUUGUAAAUAUUCAAUAAUCUUUAAUAUCAUAUUAAUCUUAUAUCUUAUUGCCAUUGCCAUUUAUAAAUUAUUAAUUCGAAGAGGUUAUAAUUUAACAGUUCCAAUAUCAAUUACGACAACAACAAGAAUAAUUAUCUUUUGGUCAAUCUUACUUUCAUUCUUUUCAUUAGUUGAAAUAAAUCAUGGAGAUUUGAUCUUUUUAGCAAAAAGAUUAGGAAGAUUAUCUGCCAAUUGUUUAUCAUUCACAUUGUUUCUUACAUUGAGACCGUCAUUGUUACCAAAUACAUUAUAUUUAACUUUGUUACCGUUACAUAAAUGGGUAUCUAGAUUGAUCAUUGUUCAAGCUGUCAUUCAUACAAUUAUCUAUUGUAGAUAUUAUCAAUUUAAACAUUCACUUCAUAAGAUUUUUAGUGUGGCUAAUUUAUAUGGAUGGGUUGCAUUAAUGGGAUUUAUAAUUAUAAUUAUAACUUCAAUCCUGAAAUUUAGAAAUAAAUGGUUUAAAGUGUUUUAUUUCAAUCAUUAUAUAUGUAGUUGGAUAAUUGUUUUAAGUUUACAAUUUCAUGUUAGACCUUUAAAGUUUACACCAUUUACAAUCAUUAAUAUUACUAUUCUAGUAUAUCAGAUCAUUUAUCGAUUAUUAAUCACCAAGACAUCAGAAAUUGGUGAUUUUAAAGUUAUUGAUGUCUCCCCUAAUCUUUCAUUAAUUGAAUUCCCUAAUAAUUUAAUAUCCAAAAAGGCAAACAAACCAGGUGCUCAUAUAAGAUUAACUAAUUAUCAUCCAAAUUGGUUAAUUAGAAUCUAUAAACAAUAUCUAAUUCCAAAUUAUCAUCCAUAUACAUUAGUUUCAUUACCACAAGAUAAUUAUCAACGAUUAAUUAUUAGAAAGAGUAAAUUCAUAUUUGAUAAUUCUCGAAAAUAUUCUUUAACUGCUAGUUUUGAUCCAUUUUUAUUAUUUAUAACGAAUUCAAAUAAGAAUUUCACAAUUUCAAAAUUAUCAAUUAAUACUAAAAGAAUAUUAAUUGUCAUUGGAGGUUCAGCUAUUUCAUUUGCAUUACCUUUGUUGAGAGUUAUGAAUUAUCAUGGAAUACCGGUGAAGAUUAUCUGGGUUAUUAAAGAUUAUCGAGAUUUAAUUAUUUUGAAAUAUUUUGAUGGAUUUAUUCAUGGUCAAGAUUUUGAAAUAUUUAUUACUGGUGAUAAAGAGAUUCAAAGAAGACAAAGUUAUGCAUCAUUUUUUAGACCAAAUAAUCAUAAUGAUCUUGAAUUUGGAAAUGAAGAUGAAAAUACUCCAUUGAUUGAUCAAUGGUGGGAAGAAAUAAAUGAAGUUCCAGGUAGUUUACAUAAAGAAAAUCAAUUGGAAACGGUAGAAAUAAACAUCGAUGAAUAUGAAGAAGAAGAAGAAGAUGAUGCAUGUACUCGCGAUUUCCAAUUUCUGAAUUCAAAUGAAACUGAUGAAGACGAAGACGAUUAUUAUCAUCAUGGAGGAAGGUCACAAGAAUUCGAGGUUGCUUUUGACUCACCUUCUCCAGAUAUGAUCCCUUCAUCAUCUUCGGUAUCUCCAUUACAAAAAGAUUCAUUAAUACCAAUAGGGAUCCAUUCUCACCAAUCAAGUACAAGUCAUAAUAAUCAUUCUGAUGCAUUAUCUAGAAAAUCAAGUGUAAAUGAACCAUUUCAACUUCCAACAUCAACUACGGUAUUUUCAAAUUGGCAUUUACAAUUUAAGCAAACGGUUAAAUUAUUGAAAUUACAAAAUAAAAUCUAUAAAGGUAGACCAAAAUUAGGUCAUAGAUAUUAUAAUUGGUGUAUUAAUGGUGAAGGGUUUACUCAAUGUUUAGGUCCAAUAUUAGAUGCAAAUAAUAAUUUUGUAUGUUGUAAAGAUGUUUUGGGUGCAAAUAAAAAAACUGAAUUACCUAAAGGAAAUACUGAAGAUGUUUGGGUUAUAUCUGCUGGACCAAGAGGAUUAGUUGAUAAUGUGAAGGUAUGGGCUAGUGAAAAUGGUUUGAAAUUCCAUGAAGAAGCUUUCUAUCUGUAG
Messenger RNA from Hemisphaericaspora subhashii, 2112 nucleotides. Its product is annotated as putative ferric-chelate reductase. The coding region runs from base 1 to 2112 and encodes 703 amino acids. Gene Ontology annotation, cellular component: plasma membrane. The record is from RefSeq and is a predicted model, not a curated record. NCBI's taxonomy places the organism in Eukaryota, Fungi, Ascomycota, Pichiomycetes, Serinales, Debaryomycetaceae. The transcript has a single exon.